Lagopus leucura (white-tailed ptarmigan) is the source of this 982-nucleotide messenger RNA. RefSeq names its product agouti signaling protein (gene ASIP). The record is from RefSeq and is a predicted model, not a curated record. Gene Ontology annotation, molecular function: neuropeptide hormone activity; melanocortin receptor binding. The transcript is spliced from 4 exons. The coding region runs from base 307 to 699 and encodes 130 amino acids. Gene Ontology annotation, biological process: positive regulation of melanin biosynthetic process; hormone-mediated signaling pathway; melanosome organization. Gene Ontology annotation, cellular component: extracellular region. NCBI's taxonomy places the organism in Eukaryota, Metazoa, Chordata, Aves, Galliformes, Phasianidae.
CUGUUGGAUGAGGAUAAAUCUCAGAGUAGAGUGGAAUCAGUUGUGGCAGGAAACGAGCUCCUCUCAGAAGUGCUGAGUUUACAGAGUGCAACUGAGGAAAUCAAAUUCUUUCAUGAAGACUUAAUUCGAACUCACCAGAUAAAAUGGAUUAGAAAAAAACGAAAGCUCUUUCGCAUCCUACGCCAUUUGCUGACUUAUAUUUGAAAAGAGUGCUAAUGGGACUUAACAGUUGGGGUACCUCUCUUAUGCACACAGGUUUUGACUGUGGUUUGGUUUUCAUGAACAGUGGGAUUUUUUCUCCCCAGGAUGGAAAGUAAGAACCUCUUCCUAAGCCUAUUGCUCUGCUACAGUUUGCUCAGAGCUGCCAGUUCUCACCUGGUAAUCGAGGAGAAGACAGAAUGCAACCUGUCAAAGAACAACAAAAUGAACCUCCCAGAUCUCCCACCCAUCUCCAUCGUAGAUUUAACUAAAAGAUCCCAGAAAGUCAGCAGAAAAGAGGCAGAGAAUAAGAAAUCUUCCAAGAAAAAUGCUGAACCGAAGAAACCUCCAAAACCAAGGCCCACACCUGCUGCUGACUGCGUGCCAAACUUCAAAACCUGCAAACCACACUUGAAUUCCUGCUGUAGCUACUGUGCCUUGUGCAAAUGCCGAAUUUUUCAGACGAUCUGCCAGUGUCUACUGUUAAACCCAAAGUGCUAAACCAAAUCAGGAACAUAUUAAGGCUGCUGUCUUUCAUUAGCUUCUCGAGUGUAUAUGUCAAACUGCCUAAUGCAUGUAGCAAUCGAAGUAGAGAGCUUUGAAGCUGGUAGGUUGGAUUUGUUUCUCUUCAAUGGACAAUUAUUUUCUUCAUGGGGUUGAUGCUGUCAUAAGCAAAAUGGGUUUUUUAGGAAGCUGACAACCAGGAAGAUAGACUUUGAACAGGCAUUCUUGGCAAAACUAACUUGCAUCUAAGGAGAAUUCUGGGUACUCGGUGUUUGGGAAU